Molecule: messenger RNA, 4155 nt
Organism: Cylindrotheca closterium
Lineage: Eukaryota; Bacillariophyta; Bacillariophyceae; Bacillariales; Bacillariaceae
Source: the annotation of a GenBank genome assembly
AUGGCAUUUCCAUUUUCUACAAACCCUUUCGAUUCCCCCGAGGAAGACUUUCCGGAUCCUUUGAAUUCGCAGGAUUCAGAUGAAAGCGAGAGUAGAUUCUUUGAUUGUCAAGGGAGUGACAACGUCUUCGACUUUGUUUCGACGAACAGUGAAGCAUCAAACAAGCCAAUUGGGAGAGCUGCCAACAUCAAUUUUGACAAGCCAUUUGAUGAUGGAGAAACCCCUGCUUUGAGUUUCAACCGGAACGUUGCAUCCUCGGCCGAAUUCUUCUCUCCUCUAGAGAGUGCAAUGAUGAGGUUGGGAAAUCCAGCAACUGGGGAUAUGAUGACCAGCUUCGACUCGGAGGGCGAACUACUGUCGCAAGAGCAUACACCCCUUUUGGAUGACAGGAGCCGGACAUCAAAUUGCAGCGAUAUUACUGUCUCGACCGUUGGCGACGAUCGAAAGCGUGACGUCCCUUCGGAAGUUACUUCAGAUGGCAGAAGAAGGUCCGGAAAAGGAAAGCGGAGGUCUUCACAGUCUCUGGCAAUCCAAGCACAACCAGAUCGUAUAAUGAAAGACCUAGCUGAAGGAGACAACGAGUUCAGCAUGGACUACAAGUACAUUUUGCUCGAGGAAAUGGGGACGAGAUCUUCUUGGUUCAUCCUUCUUCUUCCAUACAUUGCCUUCUGCAUUUGCCUGCUUCUGGAGUCAUCGUUUCUGUUUCAUUCUAGAUUCACACAAAUGAUUGAUGCAUCCGAUAUAUGUAGUGGAUACCCUGCAACUCCGCCUGAAACGCCAUGUCAUUUUCUCUUUCACAAAGGCGAGGAAACAACAAGAAGCUUUAUGGAAAACAAUAUUACCGAGGGUGUGGGAUUUGAAUCAGGGAUAAUUGCUACCAUUCCUGUGAUUGCAACGUAUCUGUACGCCGAUGCACUAUAUGAGGGUCUAUCAACGGAGGCAGUCUCACUUGUUGCACACGGACAGCUGGAAGCCUCUGUUGAACUAUAUCAAGAGAUGCCUCUUUCUUCAGACAACGGGAAACAUCACUGGGCUCUCUUGUCUGUCUCAGAGAAGAAAUCAGUUUCUAUGGUAUGCGAGCGAGCCACAGAUAAUAGAUGGGAUUGCAGAACUCCAAGACUGGCGAAUGUAGUCUUUUCAAUGCCAGAUACUGCGGUUUUUGGUGGUGGGAACGUUCGCUUGAAAAUUCUAUAUUCAGCAAAAACUGAAAACGAGCUACUAGAGACCACGGGCGACAAGACAGCUGAUCCGUUGUACGUGUAUACAAAUGACAAAUCUGCCUUUCGAUCAGUGUCAAAGAUUGGCAUAGACAAGCUGCAUCUCAUCGAAGAGAUAGCAGCCUCAUCCGGAUACAGUAUAGAGCACGUGAGUGAUCUAGCGGUGAACGUUGACACAGGAGUUCGCCUCAUCACGUUUGCGGUAACUCUGGCUUUCUUCUUAUAUUGGCUAUACAACAUGGGAGUUAAAAGUCUGUUUGGGGGGAUCCGAGAAAACUUUCACUUCUGCUUCCCAUCAUCCAAGACUUCUACAGAAUGGUGGGAGUCGCAUUGGAUUUUGUUCCCCGAGCGAUACUACAUUAUUUUGUUACUUGUCUCUCUUCUGCUUGUACAGGAGCCUCUGUUGGCCGCCAUGGUUCUUUCUCCUACAUUAGGUGCAAGUGCCAAGCUUCAUAUUGCAGCUGAUGCAACUAUUGGAAUCGGAGUGCAUGGUGUCCUCUUCGUUUAUCUAUGUCUUUUUCACGGCUUUCGAUAUCACACUGCUGCUGUCUCGAAGAAACGCUCCGAUCAUCAGAGACAGAUACUUCAACUUCGUCGCGCAGCGAAGUACAUCGAAAGUGUAGAGAAUAAUCCGAGAUCGCCGUCUGAAGGAGCCAUGACAAAAUAUGCUGAUGAUUUCUACGAUGUCUACGGCGACAUUGAUGGCAGUGUCUCAAAUAACCAUCGGCUUCAGAACGACCCUUUUGGCGAUGGAUGGGCUGAUUUCUUGCUGCUGAAGCUUGGAUUGUUCAUUGUGGGCGCAGCUUCAGUUUUGGCGACAGCAUACUGCAGAUUUCCGCCAGAGUCAGAUGGUUCGUUUUCACUUGACCUUGAAAGCAUCAACGCAUAUCGAAAGCUUUUUUUAGUGAGCUCUUGUUUGAACUUUGUGGUGCUCUUGAUAUGGAUAUACAGCUUGAUCAUCACAGUCAUUGAAACCGGGCGACAUCUGAGAGCUGAAAGAUUUCUGGCAACUCGUCCAGUUCAGCUGGCUAUGCGAAUCAUCUUAGCCCAUUUGACUCUUGGAUUCAUGGUUCUUGUCGUGACAUUUUAUUUGAACGUACAUAGACUUGCAACAAAGUGGGUGCUGACAGGCCUUGGAUCUGUCGAUCAAGGAGAGGAUCUAUCGGGGCUGGAAAUUGCAAUACGAGUUGUUGGCGAUAUUUCAUUGACCUUUCCUUACUCUGGCACAGCAGCAAGCGUGGGUGGAGGCCGGGUACUUUUCGCGACUGUUUCAAUUUUGAUUACUGCAUUCAUUUUUCUUCCAGCGCGCACUCUGCAACAAGAUUUCAUCGACAUCCAAGACGAAGAGAAGGACAAACGAUAUGAGCAGUGGAGACUGAAACGAGACAAACGCCUCGUUAUUAAUCUCGCAAAGGAGGCAAAAUCUUGGCGCGUGUUCCCGUUGCCGAUUGACCAAAGUAUUCAAACUACUGUUUUCGAAGAUCGUGUUUACCAGCUGUACAAGAAUCUGCACAUUGAUAGCAACGCAAAGGACAGGGGCAUUGUAUCGUUGGGCCCAUACACUCCUAUAUUCUGUUUGGAACUGGCAUGUUGGUUGAACGAGGCAUCCUGGCAGGCUUACUUUUCCCCAAAAGGAAUUUCCAGCAAGUACUUUGAUGAAGCACCAGGGAUAAUGAACCUCGAAACUGUUGGCCUCCGCAUGGAAGGAGUUGUGUAUGACGAAACUACGGACACACAGGUAUUCGUCGCAACAAAUACAGCUUCACGGGUCGAUGGAGAGGAGGACAGUGUCAUUGUGGUUUCAUUCCGAGGAACAGCAAGCAAAUCAAAUCUUCAGACUGACUUGAGAUCAAAGCAGGUACCCCUAUUCGAACAAUUGGCUGGGGUUGGAUCUUCUUCAUUUAGAAUUCAUCCCGAUCGCUGUGAAAUAUUCGACGAAGACGGGUGGAUCUGGAACACACCCCAAUUACAUGGCAAAAAUGUGCAGUGUGUGACUGCAUGGUCUUCUCCGCUAUGCAUGCCUUCGCAUUGCUCAAAAACGAACAAUCACCGUCUAGUGAAUCCAGUAUCACGGGGUGCAAAAGCUCUACUUCAGUUGGCACCUGUUGCCCGUGAUUCGUUCCCCCUCAUCCACGAAGGAUUCCAAGAGGUGUAUACGCAUAUUCGAAGGAAAUUGCUCAAUAUUCUCUUUCCAGUUCUGCAGAGGCAAUUGGCAAAGUCAUUGAAAGCAUCCAAGAAAGACUCUUCCGAACCGCUCGCCCUGCCAAAAUUGUACCUGACUGGUCAUAGCUUAGGUGGCUCGCUUGCACAGCUGUUGGCACUGGAUCUGGCCAACAACUGUGAGAUUGUCUUGCCCGUUACGACUGACGAAUCGAUGGAUUUUCGAGAUGCAACACCCGAGAAUGAGCUCUUUCACUUGCCAGAUUCUUAUCAAAACCCGAAAACAGGAACCUCUGGGGGCAAGAAAGAGGUGCGAUUACAGCCUCCAGUGGCCGUUUACUCUUUUGGACAGCCCCGCGUUGGGAACAAACAAUUCUCUCGAUUUUACAAGCAACGUGUUCCACAUACUUUCCGAGUGGUGAAUGAAGGCGACCCCAUCACAUCUAUGCCUAACAGAUACUUUUGCGGCGGUGUUUACAAACAUUCUGGAUUGGAAGUUCUGUUGGACGAAGGAAUGACUGGAAACAUCUUGGUAGGACCAACGGUGGUCGAGACUAUGUUUCGUUUCUCUCCAGUGCGUACCAACAUGCUUGCUCAUACAAUGACACAAUACCGUAAUUGCUUGGAGUGUGCUUUCGAAGAACACGAACUGCUCGAAUACUAUCAAAGUCAGAACGUCGCAGGCGAAGAGGGAAAAGGAGGAGCACAACGUCAAUCAGCGGUUUCAAAGGCCAAGAUUCCCGAUUGGAUGACUCAAGUAGGGCAAAAACGAAUAUGA